Molecule: messenger RNA, 1248 nt
Organism: Amphiprion ocellaris (clown anemonefish)
Lineage: Eukaryota; Metazoa; Chordata; Actinopteri; Pomacentridae
Product: interleukin-6-like
Exons: 5
Coding region: 1-960 (319 amino acids)
Biological process (GO): neutrophil differentiation; macrophage differentiation; T-helper 17 cell lineage commitment
Cellular component (GO): extracellular region
Molecular function (GO): cytokine activity; interleukin-6 receptor binding
Source: RefSeq, a predicted model, not a curated record
AUGGUUCUCCCUCCUUCACCUCCCGUCUGCGAGGUCGAGCUGCCUCCUUCUCCUCCUGCGCUCCUGGUUGUCUACUGUAUCCUCACAAGGCGCACCGCCGCCUCCCGCGCCCGUUCGCCAUUUCCCCCCGCCUCGCGCUCACACUCUGCGACCUGCAUCUGCAACCGCACCGCGCGCAGCUUUAACGACCUACUCAGUGUAUUCCGCAGCACGCGACGCUGCUGCUCCACCCAAUGCCUGUGGUGUGCAUGUUUCCUGCCUGCCUUCCUCUUUUUCAUUCAUUCACUCAUCCAUGCCCGCUUGCUCUCUGCAGCCGUCCUGGCGGCUUUGAUGCUGCUGCCGUUUGCGUCCGGAGCUCCAGUCGAAGACGAACCCGUCGAUAAUCUGGCAGGCGACACCUCAGGUGAGGAGGGAGAGGAGUGGGAGGAGGAACUCUCCGACCUGCAGAAGCUGCUUCAGUUCACGCAACACCACGAGAAGGAGUUUAAAGAUGAGUUCCAUCUUGACGUGAUAUUCCUCGAGCACUACAAAUCCCCCUUGUUCCCAUCCAGAUGCCCGAGCUCCAACUUCAGCAAGGAGGCUUGUCUCCAGAGGUUGGCCCAAGGUCUGCUCACCUACACGGUUCUUCUGAAGCAUGUGGAGAUGGAGUAUCCCGACAGCCCCAUCAUCGCUGCAGUCAGAUUGUACAGCGGGGCCAUCGUCACAGCGAUCAAAGAGAAGAUGAAACACCGUGAGCGGGUCACGGUGCCGACCAGCACCCAGGAGGAGCAGCUGCUUAAGGGGCUCAAAAACCCUGAUACCUUCCAGAGAAAGAUGAUGGCGCACAGCAUCCUGCACCACUUUCACACCUUCCUUGUCGAUGCCAAAACGUCACUGAAUAAACUGGAGAAGCCCAGAGGACGUAUGGCCAACAGGGGAAUGGCUACUAUUAGUUCACUUCAGCAGUUGUUAAAAAGAUGAAAUUAUAAAACUGGAUUGUCAAGGAUUACCGUUACUCCUGCUGCUGUGAACGCAAUGACAAGCUGUGAGGUGUUUAAGGUAUUUGAAUGUUGACUACUUUAGGCCUUCGAGUUUGAAUCACCUUCUAUAUUAUGCCUUAUUUAACCUAUUUAUACUUGCUUAUUUAUUAGAGAGAAAAAAAUCACUAAUUUGAUAAAUGCACUGGAAACACAAUUUGUAUUUGUUACAAUGAUUUUAAUUUAACUGCAAAUUAACCUGGUUGUUAAAUAAGAAUAUAUUUUAUAUUUA